AAUCGUAUUUGUGGGUAUCCAAAAGAGGCGUUAGGAUUAUCUCCAAGUUGGGUGUUUUCUCAUCUUGAUGGCCAAGAACAACAAAUCCAAUUUCCUCUAGAUAGAAUAUAUUUUUUUUUCUCUUUUUUAUUUUUCUCGGUCAUGUGUGAUUUGGUCGCGCGUACGGGUCGACUCCAGCAGCGUUACGAGCAUGGCUCUCGUCUCGUAGCCGGGUGUAUUCCGUUUAGGUACAUAAACUCUGAGGAAGAUGGUAAUUCUGAAUCUGGGAAAGUGAUUCAAGUGUUGAUGAUCAGCUCAUCUAGUGGGCCGGGGCUUUUGUUUCCCAAGGGAGGAUGGGAGAAUGAUGAAACGGUCAGGGAGGCUGCAGUGAGGGAAGCAGUGGAAGAAGCAGGAGUUCGUGGGACUUUAAUGGAUUUUUUGGGAGAUUAUGAGUUUAAGAGCAAAACACACCAAGAUGAGUUUAGUCCAGAAGGCUUAUGUAAAGCAGCAAUGUACGCGUUGCAUGUGAAGGAAGAGCUAGAGAUGUGGCCGGAACAAAAGACGAGAACACGGACUUGGCUGACAAUUGAAGAAGCGGUAGAGAGUUGCAGGCACGCAUGGAUGAAGGACGCCUUGGUGGAUGGUUUCUGUAAAUGGCAUAAGGAGAAGAUGGAAAAAGGAGAGAUCAUAGAUGAAGAUUUGAAGUAAGUGUGCAUAAAUUCUGAGAUGUUGGUUUUUCAUUCCUUUUCGAUUUUGUUUUUACCUUUUUAAAGUCAUCUGCUCCGGAGAAUCUGUGACUGCGAAACAUAAGAGUUUCAAAGUUUCUUAAGUUCAAUUAUUUCCCUGUUUCUCACAGCUGUCUUCAUCAUUUUGCAAUAAUUUUGAGAAAAGAAAAUGACAGCUCUUGACAA
Molecule: messenger RNA, 890 nt
Organism: Camelina sativa (false flax)
Lineage: Eukaryota; Viridiplantae; Streptophyta; Magnoliopsida; Brassicales; Brassicaceae
Product: nudix hydrolase 16, mitochondrial
Cellular component (GO): cytoplasm; nucleus
Molecular function (GO): pyrophosphatase activity
Source: RefSeq, a predicted model, not a curated record